AUGCGUCUCCCAACCCUCCUCUCUGGGCUCCUCUGCGCCGCGACUGCUCUCGCAGCGCUCCCCUACAAAGGCGCGGACUGGUCCUCUGUCCCCAUCGAAGAAGCCGCGGGUAAAACGUACAAGAACGCAGCCGGCCAAGCGCAACCUCUGGAAACCAUUCUAAAAAACUCUGGUGCAAACACGGUCCGCCAGCGCAUCUGGGUCAACCCAUCCGGCGGAAACUACAACCUAGAUUAUAAUGUCAAGCUCGCGCAGCGGGCAAAAGCAGCGGGCUUGGGCAUCUACCUCGAUUUCCACUACUCGGACAACUGGGCCGAUCCAGGAAAACAAGUCGUACCUGCCGCGUGGAAGAGUCUAAACCGCGACGCGCUCAUACAGCAAGUCUACGACUACACCAAAAACGUGCUCGACACGUUCCAGUCCAAGGGAAUUCAGCUCAAGGUGGUCAGCAUCGGCAAUGAAAUCACGUCGGGCCUCAUCUUCCCCAUUGGCAAAUUAUCCGGCACCGAUGGGCCCAAGAACGUAGCGGCGCUGCUCAAAUCCGCCAGCAAAGCGGUCAAAGCGUCGACGAUGAGCCCAAAGCCGAAGAUCAUGAUCCACCUUGACAACGGGUGGAACUGGUCUACACAGCAGUGGUGGUACGAUACGUGGGGCUACGCUGGCUGCGUUGUCGUCGUCAAUGGGUAA
Molecule: messenger RNA, 687 nt
Organism: Pyrenophora tritici-repentis Pt-1C-BFP
Lineage: Eukaryota; Fungi; Ascomycota; Dothideomycetes; Pleosporales; Pleosporaceae
Source: RefSeq, a predicted model, not a curated record